GUGAUGUGGUUAGGUAAUCAGGUGUGGAAGGAAUCCGCAUUCCGAUAUGGACCACCUAUGUAGCAGUACUCAUACAAAAGUUCACCCCGUAAAUGGUGCUGUUUAUUGGUCCACUUUCAAGGCGCAUUCAAAACCACCAGCUGCCACUUCUAUGCCAAAUCCCAUAUCGACCGCCACCCCAUGCUGAUAUCAAUGCAGAUAAAUCCAGCUUAUAGCUCCAAAAAUGCCGGACGAUUUGUCCAUGAUCUCCCCACCCAACGCUGCGUCUCGAUCGGUGUUUCCGAAAGGCCCCAGCUUCACCCUUGAGGACUUCUCAAGUCGCGACUUCAUCGUCAAAGAGUUUAUUGAGGCGCUUUCUGAUUCUGCCAUUUCAAAUCGUCGUUCUACACUCAACCCCGCAACUGGGAACCAACCGUUUGACCCCAAACCACUUAUUCGGACACUAGAGCACGCACAACGACGACUGGGCGAAAUUUCCGGCGACCUGGAAAUUAAAGAAAACGAAUUAUCGGCCGCAGUCCGCAGGGCAGAGGCACAGCACUCCCAGAAUCUUAACACAUUGGGCAAAAAGUUAAAACAAACCAUCGAAUCGUUCCAGCAGCUCGACACAUCGCUCAAUGGAGCAGGACUCCCCGGUGCAGAACUUACCGGGGCCACCGGAAAUAUGGCAGUGGAGACUGGAAAAAGAUUAGAGGAGUUAGAUCGUCAAAGACGCCGGGCGCUUGACGCCCGCUUUUUGCUCGAGUGCUGGGAUGGGGUCAGCAAUAGAGGCGAGAUAACGCUCCUGGAGAAUUUAAGAAGAUCCGGAACAGGUGAAGCUAAGGUACGAUCUGCACAGAUUGCGCGGCAAUUACUACGAAUCAGUCAGAGACUUGAUACCGAGAGCUGGAAUGAUUCAAGUAUAAGAAAUACUGGGUCCCCUGGGAAUGGAACCAUACCUGCAGACGACUACGCAAAUGCAAGAGGCAAUGGCGUUAGACGAAAUACCCGUGAGGUUAUUGAGAAGUUCUCGGAGACUUUGGAAAAUGACCUUUUGAAGCAAUUUGACGACUUCUACCGCAAGGCAAACUUUGAAGGUAUGAAGGACUGCGCAAAUGUACUUCAGGAUUUCAACGGUGGUGCAAGCGUCAUCGCUUUGUUUGUCAAUCAGCACCAAUUCUUCAUUGAUCGGAGCCAGUUAGUUACAGAAGAAGUAGGGGGUGAUUUGGAAACCUGGGAAAUGCUCGCAGACCCUGAUGCCGAACCGCUGAAAGUUGAACCCAGUCUUCAAUCACUGAUCGACGAAGUCAAGGUUGUAGUGCAAGAGGAAUCGGCUAUUAUCAGGCGGGCUUUUCCGUACUAUGAACAGGUGCUCGGGAAGUUUUUACAACGUGUGUUCCAACAAUCUAUCCAACAAAGACUGGAAAUGGUCUUGGAGAAAGCGAACAGCGUCUCAUCACUCGCAUUUUUGCGGUCCCUGCAGAGCUCCCGCAGUUAUAUCAGUGCUCUAGUUGAUGAUUUGAAAAGCCAUGGGCUGACCGAGCACCCGGAUCCAAUCUCUUCGCAGACAGCUCUAGUCCUCGACCAGCAGCUGGAGGAUCUAUUUGUGCCGUAUUUUGUUGGGUCGUCAUACAUAGAGAGGGAAAAGAGGACACUGGAAGAGCUAUAUACGUCUUUGCUGUUCAAAUUCACGACCUUCCAUGCCCGCAGGAAAAAAGCGGCGACAACCUUCAUGGCAUCUCUGUCGAAGUCUGGCACUGAAAUGCUCUCUUCAGCACGUGAUGCAUAUCUAAGUCGUCUGGAGUCUUCGGAAUUUCCCCCAACCCAAAGACGAAUGCUACUUCAAGUGGCAGGGCUGAGAGAAUCUAGCGACUUGACGAAGCCUACUGACAUAAAACUUACCGAAGAAGAUGGCAUUCCCAGCAUAUCUUCUGCAAAACGAAUGCUCAAGUGGCUUGCCGAAGCAGUUGGCAGGGGUUUAGAGCUUAGCAUGAACAGUGAAACACCCAAGGAUAUGCUUGCACUGUUGAGUCUUCUUCUCUCAGUGAUGGGUGAAGGGUUCAUUGAGGUGUCCUUGGAUGCCGCUCUGGAAGCAGCAACGUCACAAGAGUCCGGCAGAUUGGAACCUGACUUUGCAUACCUACCAGGUAUUCGGAAUGCCAUUGGAAUUGCGAAUUUGAUGGUGAUGUGCAUUAACACCUUGCUUAUUCCUCUCGCCGCUGGUAGUAUCACGGUACGUCGAGAAAUGGAAAAGAAGACCAACCUUAUUACCAUGCGUGUAGAAGAGAAAAUCAAUACACUAGAGCAGAAGGUCAUUGACGCGACACUAACUUGGAUUGGCAAACUUUUGUCUGGCCAAAAAAAGAAUGAUUUUCGACCUAAGGAGGGGGAUAACACGGCUUGGUUGGAAAGAUUACAAACGCCAACAUGUGCUUCGAUCUGCACAUUUUUGACCCGUGUGCAUAAUGUUGUGAAGACAUCAUUGCCAUCCAGUGGUUCCAAUCUUCGCCAGCUGCUUACAGAAAUUGUUAUUGGAACACGCAGUCUCCUUCUGGAUCACUUCAAAAGGUUCGUUGUCAAUGGGCCUGGCGGACUUAUGGUCACCAAGGAUAUGACGCAAUAUACAAAUCUUCUCAAAUCCUGGGACAUAGAAGAACAGGUCAAAGGACCGAGCGGUACGCUGGACGUUCUGCUGGAAGUUGGCAACCUCUUUGUUAUUGGCUCUGAAGCUUUGCGUGAGAGAAUCCGCGGUGGUACAGCAAGUAAUAGUACUAGCGGGACAGCCGGAAAUGAUACCGGAGCAAGCUCUGGGCAGAGCCUUGGGGGUUCUGGCCAGACUGAGACCGGCCUUAGCGUACAAGAUGUUAGGGCUUAUGUUUCUCGGAGGGAAGAUUCUAACACAGCUGCCUUACAGAGUGUACUUAACAUUUUGUGAUAGAAGUUAUUUUGUGUGAAGCUUGUGGCUAAUUCUCAAUGCAGUCAGGGGUAAUGUGUGAUCGGGAUCAUGUAUGCACUCAAGGGGUACAGAGUACAUUGUUUCGAGAUACCUCGAUGACCCUAGUCAUACAUCCAUGGCUGUUUGGUCUUGGUGUUGUCUCCGGAAAAGGGGCAAUGACUAUCUAGACAAGGGCAAGUUUAAUGGAAGAGAUGAUGUGAUGGUAGCCCAAAUCAGUUCACACCGUCUGAGCUGCAUGUACCAUCCUUUCUUUACAUAGUGACUAAGUGCUACUGUAAAGGGGGAAUCA
Molecule: messenger RNA, 3224 nt
Organism: Aspergillus sclerotioniger CBS 115572
Lineage: Eukaryota; Fungi; Ascomycota; Eurotiomycetes; Eurotiales; Aspergillaceae
Product: exocyst subunit SEC10
Exons: 2
Coding region: 224-2914 (896 amino acids)
Biological process (GO): exocytosis; Golgi to plasma membrane transport
Cellular component (GO): exocyst; cytoplasm
Source: RefSeq, a predicted model, not a curated record